AGACCAGCUGCUGUCCACAACAACAAUGGCUGCCGUCACGAUUCUAAGUUCAUUGAUGCUUCUGAGAACUAGAACAUGAUGAGAUGAGUUGCUUCCGUUGACAAGAUGAAACUGGAUUAAAAUAUUAGUGGGUGGUCUUCCAGACCCUGAAAAUGAUAUUUCUGCCUGUGGUGCAUGUAAUCUCAGUUCUAAACUAAAACAUGUGCCAGCGUUGCUGCUCCAUCCUGUGGCACCAGGAAAUGUCCCUAAUGAAAGGAGGCAUUUGUAGGCCAUUCAGGCCUUCGAAGUACGGCUCCAUCGCCCUGUUCACACUUUGCAGCAUCUUACUGUUGUUGCUGUAUAAAAGGAACAUUGAUUGGACGUCUGUCAAACCAACGAAUAAAGUCAGUUUGAAGCCGACCGCCCAGCCGGUCAGCACCUGCUCCUUCGAUUUGCUCUCACCUGAGGAGCUUCUGGUCUUUGACUCACUAAGAGACGUCAUUUUGUGGCCUGAAACGCCGUCCUUAAAGUCGAACUUUUCCCUGAAUGACACCAGUGAUCCCCGUCAGAGCAGCUUCACCAUUCUCCCAAGGACCGGAAGGGGAAACUGGCGAGUUGGGGAUCAGCUGCACGUUUCCAUAAGAAUCAGAGACUUCCACGGCCGUCCUAAGAAGUCUGGAGGAGAUGUUCUGCUGGCUCGGCUUCACAACAGUACUUUUCAUGCUGGGGUGGCAGGACAUGUGGUGGACCAUCGCAACGGCUCCUACUCUGCCUUUUUUUCAUUGCUCUGGGAAGGACGAGCACAAGUUGAGGUAGUCCUAGUUCAUCCCAGCGAAGCAGUCACAGUGCUGCAAAAAUUGACCGAGGAGCAGCCUGACAGAAUCUAUUUUAAUAGUCUGUUUCAGUCAGGCUCGGUCAGUGAAACCACCAUUUGUAAUGUGUGCCUUACCGGAACCCAGCAAAACUUCUGCAAGUACACUGACCUCAGGACGGGUGAGCCGUGGUUCUGCUUCAAGCCACACAAAUUGGAUUGUGAUGCCAGGAUCAGCCACGCCAAAGGAGGAUUCAGACAAAACCUUCAGGCCACCGAGGAGAAGCUCUUUCAGUGUGGUGUCAAUAUGAAAGUCUCCAUUCCAGCCUUAGGACCCGAAAAUAUCGAUGUUUUACCAAAUCCAAAAGAUGGAAAAGGAAUGACUGUCAAGGCCCGCCCCUCUGGUUAUUACUACAAGGGCGCCUGGCAAGCACUAGAUGGCACCAGAGUACAUCAGUUUAACUCCAGUACAAUCAGCCAGUGUCUGAAAGGCAAAGCUGUUCACAUCUAUGGAGACUCCACUGUGAGGCAGUGGUAUGAAUAUUUAACCAACUCGUUACCAGAUCUCAAGGAGUUUGACCUUCUAACCUCAAAGCAAAGUGGACCUUUAAUGGCGCUGGAUUAUGUGAACAAGAUUUUAGUGACGUUCCGCAGCCACGGUCCUCCCAUCCGUUUUGCCAGCUCGCCUGUCAGCCAGCUACAUUACGUCGCCAACGAACUGGACAGCGUGAUUGGAGGCACCAACACCGUUGUGGUUAUCGGUGUCUGGUCUCACUUCAGCACUUUCCCCGUCGAGGUCUACAUCAGGCGUCUGCUGAAUAUUCGGAAAGCGGUGGUGAGACUUCUGAGCAGAGCUCCGGGUACCACUGUCGUCAUCCGGACUGCGAACCCAAAAGAGAUGACGCUUUAUGAGAGCUUGACCAAUAGCGACUGGUUUUCGCUGCAGCGGGAUAAGAUACUGAGAGAAAUAUUCAGAAAAACGAAUGUCCGACUGGUAGAUGCUUGGGAGAUGAUCCUCGCCCAUCACCUUCCGCACAAGCUCCAUCCAGAGUCUGACAUAGUCAAGAAUAUGAUUGAUGUUCUUUUAUCUUUUGUAUGUCCUGUUGCUGACUUUUAGAGGAGUUUUCUUCCAUUUCUAUUUCUCCUCAAGAUCCUAGAGGAAAGUAGAAAUGGAUUUUAGGCGAUAGAGAUUGGAAUUGGGGAAAAUGUUGGCAGUAGCGUUUCAAAAACUUCUUCCGGUUUAGGACCACCUAACCUUUCUGACACAACUGUUAUUGUUUUGUUUUGUUCGGAAAUAAUCCUACCAGAUUUCAUUCUGAUACAGCUAGCAUCCCCUGCUAAAGCAACAUUAGCAUAUGUUGGCUGAGAAAAUGA
This is a messenger RNA of Poecilia latipinna (sailfin molly), 2164 nucleotides long. RefSeq names its product NXPE family member 3-like. The coding region runs from base 201 to 1907 and encodes 568 amino acids. The transcript has 8 exons. Lineage: Eukaryota; Metazoa; Chordata; Actinopteri; Cyprinodontiformes; Poeciliidae. The record is from RefSeq and is a predicted model, not a curated record.